CAACGAAAGCAUACCCCAUCGCGGCUGUCUCCGGGUCCAAUCUCCGUAUCGCAUCACCCAAGGCCUCGCUUGCAGGGAGCGAGUGAAGCCGGUGUCUGCUCACGCUUUCGCCCGAUAUCGCAAGCGUCGAGCGAGGAUGCUCACCCACCUCGAAGAAGAACCUUCUCGGCCGCCAUCACCAUCACCAAACCCUAUCCCCACUAUCGAGUCCAAAAGUGAGAUCUACCUGAGCUCCCCUGCGAAACGAAAGCUCACCGUGCUUCAAGGCAACGCUGCCGGGAGCGCCGAACCGUACGCUACAAAUCAUAAUGCAGACGAAAGAACGCUGAAAAGUCGGCCAAGGCAAGACGUGGACCCAGAUGACGACAGACGUAGGAAACGACAUUGUGGAGAACAGACGACAACCAAUGAGAAGGAUGAUAUCGUCGUGCCUCUAUUCGUUCACCUAGAACAUGAUGGACAUGGCAAGGAGAGAUCCCUGUCAGCGGAUUCACCGCUCGCUGGGGCCUCUGUACCACCUUCCCCAAUGCCGCAGUCCAAAAGUGUUACGGCUUGCAGCACAUCUUGUCGCGCCAUCUCUGUCAACGACACUGGACGAUCAGGUCUGCCAGAAUUGACCAGAAGCAACGAUGCGCCUGGGAUACUCAAACAUGACUCGCAUACUCUCCCAUCUGUCGGCCCCUUGGCGCUCAGCCAUAAAUCCGUCGACGCUGCCGAGCACCCACAACCAGACACUACUGCAGACGACGGUCUCGGAAACCAUGGAAGCGUGCCCGCCAAGAAGAAAAAGUCGCCGCACUUCACAGAGGCUGAGGAUGCGAUCAUCUUACGUGGGUACGAGAUGUACGGAGACAACUGGGACGAGAUCAUCAGAUGGGGCAAUCUGGAUCGGUCCGUCCGAACUACCAUAUCUGUCAAAGGGAGAUUUACUAGGCUGCAGACUGCGAGAAAGAAGGAAGUCCCAACGUUGGGAGCGAGUGUUCCCCAGAAUGUCGCAGGCGAAGAGAAGAAGCCAGAUAAUAACUCCUUGUCGAAUCACUCGUUAUUGUCCAAUGAGGAUGCGAUGGCAUCAGGCUUGAAAACUCCCGCGCGGCAUACGAAGUCGUGGUCGCAACGUUUGGACGGUGGUGGACACAAUGCGCUGGUCUGGACAAACGGAGCGGACGCGCAGAUAGCAUCGAGUUUAAUACACACCCCGACCGGAAUGUCGCCCGGUGCCAAACCGUCUGCACAAGCCUCAACCAAGAAGAUUCAUGAAUACUUUUCAAAAACCGCUGGAGGCUCUGAGCGAGCACCCGUGAAGGACGGCAACAAGCGUUCCAGGGCUGGCAGCAGAGAGGUGGAUGAUGGUACGGGAACUGAUGGAUUGGACUCCGCACCAUUCCUGACCGAUGCUCCCCUUCGUGUUUCCGAGAAGGUCAACGACGCAUUAGUCAAGGAGUUGGAGGAACUCCGGGCGCAGCUGCACACAUUCGCCCAAACAAACGAAAAUACCCAAGUGCAGCUCCGAGGUGCAACCAACGAUCGGGAGGAACUGCAAAAGCAAAUCCAGGAGCUGGAGCACGAACGAAGCGCCCUGGAAGCCCAGACCUGCGCGCUACGUGAGGAAGCCCAACAGAGCAUCGCCAACAUCGAAGCACAAGCCAACGCUCAACUAACCAAGGCGCGGUUGCUCUUGGUCGAUAUGCUGAGAGAAAAAGCGACACAAAGCGGACGAGAAGCGCGGGAGAAGGUUAAUGCGCACCUGCUGCGAUUAGGGAGCAUCAAGUAUGACCGGCAUGGCAUGGGAUUUCAUGAACGAUGGGAGGACGGGUAUGCGCUAAAAGAACAGCAUGAUCAGCUCAAUAGGAUUGGGAGGGAGAAGGAGGAUAUCGAGCGUAAGCGGAAGUUGCUGGCUAGACGGCUACGAUUGACGAAGGCAUUGCAUGCGGAGGCGAGCAACAAUAAUACCGAGUCAGGGUUCAAAUCAGAUGGUGGGUCGCUGGAGAAACCCAUGCCACAUGCUCGGACGAAUGCCGCCGGCAACAGCUCCUCCAACACCACGCAAAGCCCACUCGAACCCAUCUCAUCUGGGGAAUACUUUGAACUUGACGAAAUCGCCAAACUACGCCUGGCUGCCUUGAAACGCGAAGAAACCGAAACACAGGUCCUACUCGACAAACUCACCCUCCAACGCGACCUCCACAUCCGCGCCUGGCGCCGCAUCAAUGACGAAGACGCCUCCCGCUUCAGCGGCCACCCGCUCCUCAACGACCGCUACCUCCUCCUCAACCUCAUCGGCAAAGGCGGCUUCAGCGAAGUCUACCGCGCCUUUGACACCAUCGACAUGCGCCACGUCGCCUGCAAACUCCAUUCCCUAAACGAAACAUGGAGCGAGGAACGCAAGCAGUCGUAUAUCAAGCACUCCAUCCGCGAAUAUCGCAUUCAUAAGACACUCGUGCACCCGCGCGUCGUGAGGCUGUACGAUGUGUUUGAGUAUGAUCAUUUGUCGUUUGCGACGGUUAUGGAGUAUGUGUGCGAGGGCAGGGAUCUCGAGGAGUAUUUGCAGGUUGUGAAGGCGGUGUGUGAGAAGGAGGCGAGGUCGAUUGUGACGCAAGUUUUGGGGGCGUUGAAGUAUCUGAAUGAGUUGGAGAAUCCGAUUAUUCAUUAUGAUUUGAAGCCGGGCAACAUUCUCUACCACAAAGGAGAAGUCAAGCUGACGGACUUUGGGCUCUCCAAGAUUGUGGAAAACGCUGAGCCGCGCUUCCGGACGCCCGGAUUCGCACCUCUAGGCGUUAAGGACAUUGAGCUGACAAGCCAGGGUGCUGGCACCUAUUGGUAUCUCCCGCCGGAAGUCUUUGGCGGUCGGCGGGGACAGGAGCCUGUUAAGAUUUCCAGCAAGGUGGACGUCUGGUCCCUCGGCUGCAUCUUCUACGAACUCCUGUACGGCGCCAAACCGUUCGGCAACAACCAAAGCCAGCAAACGAUCCUCGAAGAAAGCACCAUCACCCGCGACGCCGGCAAGCUCGAGUUCCCAGUCAAACCGGUCGUUUCGCAGGAGACGAAGGAUUUCAUUAGGAGGUGUUUGGAGUAUCGGAAGGAGAGGAGGCCGGAUGUUCUGCAAUUGUCGAACGAUCCAUACGUGAAUCCACCCGUCACCGGUUUGAAAGAUGGCGGAAGUGCCCGUGCUGCUACCAAGUAGGUUAGCUUCUGUGUGGCUGCGGAUGGGCGUUUUCGACGAAACACAGGAAAAAGACGUAUCAGUUCCGAGAAGGCAUUAAAGGGAGUGUAAACGGUGAAGUUUUGUAAAUAGGAGUUUAGGUUCGUGAUGUGAAGUCGGAGCAUUCGCAAAUCGCAUACUAUUG
Molecule: messenger RNA, 3344 nt
Organism: Fimicolochytrium jonesii
Lineage: Eukaryota; Fungi; Chytridiomycota; Chytridiomycetes; Spizellomycetales; Powellomycetaceae
Exons: 4
Coding region: 137-3181 (1014 amino acids)
Biological process (GO): chromosome segregation; intracellular signal transduction; peptidyl-serine phosphorylation
Cellular component (GO): nucleus
Molecular function (GO): ATP binding; protein serine/threonine kinase activity
Source: RefSeq, a predicted model, not a curated record